Messenger RNA from Saccostrea cuccullata (small rock oyster), 2174 nucleotides. RefSeq lists its product as uncharacterized. NCBI's taxonomy places the organism in Eukaryota, Metazoa, Mollusca, Bivalvia, Ostreida, Ostreidae. The coding region runs from base 92 to 1510 and encodes 472 amino acids. The record is from RefSeq and is a predicted model, not a curated record. Gene Ontology annotation, molecular function: protein binding. The transcript is spliced from 3 exons.
UGUUUGGAUAUGUGACGUCAAUUGCGCGGGAGCCCAGAAGAGCGAUCGGGUUGUAGCUGACCAGUAGAUGAUGUGAUGCAGUAGUGUUAAAAUGGCAGUGGAUUUAUUUAGACUGGUUCAGAAUGGAUGUACUGCAAGACAGUUAACGCUGGUUACAGAAAAUGGUUCUGACGUCAACAUUUCUAACGAGGACAAAGAAUCCCUGCUCAUGUUUACAAUGGCGAACUCCCGAGCCCCUGGAGAGAGGAAGGCGGAGCUCAUCCGGGCACUUCUCCAGCGGGGGGCUGACGUCAACGCCAGAAAUGCAAAAGGACAGACGACGUUUAUGUAUGCUUGUAUCAUGAACCAAGUUAAACCACUCAAAGUCCUCUUAGAACAGAAAGAUUUAAAUGUGAAUAUUCAAGAACGGGAUGGGAACACAGGCUUGAUGUACGCAUGCUCGAUCGGAAACGAACAAGUUGUAGAAGUCUUGCUGGAAGCUCACCAUCAGAAGAAAAUUAAUAUUAUUUUUGACCUUAUGAACUCCAGAGGUCAGACAGCCUUGGACCGUGCGCAAUCCAUGCACCGCGAAAAAAUAUUGAAUGUAUUUUCAAAAUUUUCAAUUUCGAGUGACAGUAGAUUUAAACCGACAUUUUUGAAAUCCAAGAGGGAACCGUUAUCAAGGACCAAGAAAAAAGACGCAGGAGGAAGGUCAAAGAAGUCAAGCGUGUCGUCAGUUUUGGCGGGCUCCGACACAGAGGAUGAGUUAGAAGACUUUGGUAAACUUGUCCGCACUAUGCGUGAAUGCGCAGCGGAAGUUAAACAAUUAUGCAACGACCAGAAUAUUUCGUAUGAUAAAGGAAUUCCAAAGACCCCAAAAUUUCGAAAGACUAACAAAACGAACAGACCAAAAGUUGAAAACAAAACUCUGAGUACACCACGCAUAGAGAUUCAUCCCGAUUCUGAUGGUUCAACAAACGAACAAAAACAAUCUGUUAAAUCAGCUAACUCUUCUCAAAGUUCUCAGUCAGUGAAAAAGGGAAACAGGAAAGCUACAAGUUUAAACCAAACACUUUCUCCAAAAGUUCCAAAUUUAGAACUUCCCAGAAGAGAAGAAACACCCUGCGAAACGUCAGUAUUACAAGACAGUGCCAUGGUUUCAAAGAGUAAGAGAAGCCAAUCCUCUACAAGACAUAGUGCUAAAUUUCGAGAACUUUCAGUGGACACUAUGUUUUCCAAAGGGGAAUCAGUGCAUUUACAUGAUCGUGAAAUAAGCAGUGCCAAUCGAUCGGCUACUAGCCCGGCUGUAUUGGAGUCAGCUUUCAGGGACCCCUGGUCCACUUUCGGCGACCCACUCCCUGGGAUAAACAACUCACCAAAUUCCAAAAGUUCACUGUAUUUGCCUCCCCUCAAUGCAGCCCCGGGAGGAGAAAACGGUAGAGUUCGGGGGAAAUCGGGGAAAGCCAAUAACGCCGAUAUUUGGCAGUUACGGGAGGGCCCGCCAGCGUCGCGGGAAAUCCAAGAUCGCUAAAAAGGAAAACAAUAUUGUAAAUUGAAAUUUCCAAUUUUGGAUUAGUAAUAAGCCUUUAAUUCUAAAUCAGUUAUCAGAAUCAAUAUUUUCAUAGAAAUAGAAUGGCUUCAUAUUGAUUAGAAGGCAAUCUUAAAGAUAGCAACAAAAAUAAUAAUUUUCUGAAAAAUAUAUGAGAAAAUCAAUUUCAUUACUCUUUUUUGAAUCACUGGGUAUUUGAUCCACACGGCCAGUACCAGAUUUCAAUCAAUAGACUUCAUUUGAAGAGAAAAGUAAAACGAGAGAGAUUAAUUGCUAGUUUGGGUAGUUGUCUCGGGUUCAUUGCAUUUUAAAAGUCGGCAAAUACUCAUUUCAGGAAGGUGUUGUAAUUCAGGGUUAACAGACGUCUUUUAGGUGUAAAUUGCCAAUUGAUCUGGGUAUUUCAAUAAAUCUUUUAUUUGGUAUAGGAGCAGCGUUACUAUUUCACAAUUCAUCACACGAAUUUUCUAUUACCCAAUUGAUUAAUUUUUUGUUACGCAACAUCUACUGUGUAAUUAAAGCAAACAUUAUUUUCCUAUUACUUCCAGGCACAUGCUGCUUGGUCGACUAGCCACAAUAUACAUGUAAAUAUGUUUUAGUUGUUUAACCUUUUCUUGUUAUAAUGACCUGUUUGUGGUUAUUAAUAAAU